GGGCGGUCGGCGGUGAGGAGAGCGCGGGCUGCUGCUGAGGCGAGGGCCCGGCGCGCCGCCAUGGCGGACGGAGACGUUUCUGUAUCGAAGAAGCACAAGAAAAAAAAAGACCGGAAAGAAUUAGCAGAUGAAGAUGUCGCUGAAAUACAGCACAUGGGUGAAUUCUUCAUCAAGCCUGAAUCCAAAGUGGCUCAGUUGGACACAUCUCAAUGGCCCUUAUUGCUAAAGAAUUUUGAUAAGCUAAAUGUACGAACAACGCAUUACACUCCCCUUCCAUCCGGAUCCAAUCCUCUCAAGAGAGAAAUUGCUGAGUAUGUCAGGACCGGUUUCAUUAACCUCGACAAGCCCUCCAACCCCUCUUCCCAUGAAGUGGUCGCUUGGAUCCGGCGAAUCCUCCGGGUGGAAAAGACAGGACACAGUGGAACGCUAGAUCCCAAAGUGACAGGAUGCUUGAUUGUGUGCAUAGAACGAGCUACCCGCUUGGUCAAAUCCCAACAGAGUGCAGGCAAAGAGUAUGUGGGAAUUGUUCGGCUGCACAAUGCCAUUGAAGGCGAGAUUCAGCUUUCCAGGGCCCUGGAAACUCUCACAGGUGCACUGUUCCAGAGGCCACCUCUCAUUGCUGCUGUCAAGAGGCAACUCCGGGUCCGAACCAUCUAUGAAAGCAAAAUGAUUGAGUAUGAUCCUGAAAGGAGAUUAGGUAUCUUCUGGGUGAGCUGUGAGGCUGGAACAUACAUUAGAACACUCUGUGUCCACCUCGGCUUACUGCUGGGAGUUGGAGGUCAGAUGCAAGAGCUCCGAAGGGUCCGUUCCGGAGUUAUGGGAGAAAAGGAUCACAUGGUCACCAUGCAUGAUGUUCUAGAUGCUCAAUGGCAAUAUGACAAUAACAAGGAUGAAAGUUACCUGAGGCGGGUCAUCUACCCUCUGGAGAAACUCCUGACUUCCCACAAGCGACUAGUCAUGAAAGACAGUGCGGUCAAUGCAAUCUGCUAUGGGGCCAAAAUCAUGCUUCCUGGGGUUCUGAGGUAUGAGGAUGGAAUUGAAGUCAAUCAGGAGAUUGUGGUCAUUACCACCAAAGGCGAGGCCAUUUGUAUGGCCAUCGCCUUGAUGACCACAGCCGUUAUCUCUACCUGUGACCAUGGCAUAGUGGCCAAGAUUAAAAGAGUGAUCAUGGAGAGGGACACAUAUCCUCGCAAGUGGGGCCUGGGGCCAAAGGCAAGUCAGAAGAAACUGAUGAUCAAGCAAGGUCUUUUGGACAAGCACGGCAAGCCCAACGAGAGCACCCCACCAACUUGGAAGCAGGACUACGUAGACUAUAGGGCAACUGUGAAGAAAGAGCCAGUAACCCCAGUUACUCCAGUUGCGGUGGCCAAGGUACAGAAGAGAAAGAGGGAAAGUGGAAGUGAAAGUGAUGAGGUAGCUCCUUCCAGCCCAGUUACUCCAAAAUCAGAAGAAAUAAGUAAGAAGGAAAAGAAAAAGAAGAAAAAGGAAAAGAAGGCUAAAGAAGCAGUAGAGAGUGGAGGCGAGUCGAUGGAUGUGGUAUGUAUUAUGAAGUGGUAAAGUAAAUUGAAGUUAGACAGGGAGCAGGGAUAAUGAAGAGGGUCUGAUGGUAAACUAACAUUCCAUUGGUUAUGCACAAUUUUUUAUAAUAUACAUUUCUACAUGAACUUAAAUAGGGCUGAAAGGAAGCCAGUGGUUUAGAAACCUUGGCAAAGGGACCCCAACUGUACUGUUGUAAGUACUGUUGAUUGUCAAUCAAGAAAAGUAAGUCUUUGUUGAAUUUAUUCGUUUCAGGGCAGCGAUAGUACCAAAAAGAAGAAGAAAAAGAAGAGAGCAAAAGAAGCUGAGGAAAGUUCCGAGUGAUUGGGAAAGAACAUCCAUUACUUGAGCAUAUUGUCUGUCUGGAUGAAACGAAUUUUGAGGCCUUAACCAAGGGUUCGUUCCCACAGGAAUGGGGGAAAGAUGCACCACGGGAAUGGACAAUGGAGGUAGCAUGUUUUUUGCUCUGCUGCCUAAAUUAUAUGGAGCGUUUGGUGGUGUAGUACAAAGUGGUCAUCCCCUCAACGUCCUGUUUUAAGGAUCUCUGAGGGGCGGGUGAGAAGCGUCCCUUGCGUUGGACAAGUCCGUUCUCCAGUUUAGAGCAGCUGGAGAAAUCGCACACUUUGAAAUACCAUGAGUCAUCCAACUGCUGCAGCCUGUUGUCACUUUUACAUUUACCAAUGUUUUAUUGCAUUUCCAUUGAAUGGGAGUAUUUAAAAAAAAGUCACCUGCCUCUCCUCUUUUAAAAGAGUUGAGAGGUAGAUCUUCAAAGAUUAAGGGGUUUUGUGUGAGUUCAGUUUAAAUGAGCUGAAUCCCUCACUGAACAGUGAGGGGAAGAGAAAAGGUGAUGGGCAGCACCAACCAUAUCGUUUCAGGUCAACAAACUACUACAGGUCCAGACUGUGAUCGGGUCCGGGUCGAGAAUAACGAACUGGUCCGGACUCUGGUAUUGAAAGUGACAAAGCAAAUGUCAAUUUUGGAUGAUGAUUGAUGUUUCACUAUCACUGUUCUCAUGCUUCAUUCAUACCCCAUCUCACUGGUGGAGAAGGGGGGGUCUUUUAAAGAGCCAAUUUUAAUGCAUCCUACAGAGUGAAUGGGAAUUUACAUCAGCCUACCCUGGCCUCAUAUAUUUCUGACCACGGUAUCUCCGUGUGUGUCGACAAGAAUGCACUACUUUUGCAUUUGGGUGAAAUCCUUUCUGUCUGGAACUGUCCAAUGAAAUCCCCUUAGUCUAUUUUUGUUCCUGUCCAAGUCAAGAGGGGGGAAACAGCUAAUAAUGGUUGUCCCAUAUAGGGGAAAAUUGGUUAUAAUUUUUAUUUACUUUUUUAUAAAAAAAUAAACCUAAUUU
Molecule: messenger RNA, 2884 nt
Organism: Tachyglossus aculeatus (Australian echidna)
Lineage: Eukaryota; Metazoa; Chordata; Mammalia; Monotremata; Tachyglossidae
Gene: DKC1
Product: dyskerin pseudouridine synthase 1
Exons: 14
Coding region: 61-1557 (498 amino acids)
Biological process (GO): rRNA pseudouridine synthesis; mRNA pseudouridine synthesis; box H/ACA sno(s)RNA 3'-end processing
Cellular component (GO): box H/ACA snoRNP complex
Molecular function (GO): RNA binding; pseudouridine synthase activity
Source: RefSeq, a predicted model, not a curated record